AUGGAGAUGAAGAAGUUGUUUUACAUUGGUGGAGUCCUCGCUGUUCUAGCAAUUGCUAGCUUCAAUGAAGCAUUCGGAGCUGGUGAAUGCGGGAAAGCAAACCCCAACAUGGAAGCUUUGAAACUUAUUCCAUGCGCAUCUGCAGCACAGGAUGCGAAUGCUCCUGUUUCCAGCAAAUGCUGUGCUCAGGUGAAGACAUUGGGACAGAACCCCAAAUGCCUUUGUGCAGUUAUGCUCUCUGAUACUGCUAAAAUUUCAGGCGUCGAUCCAAAUAUUGCCAUAACAAUUCCCAAACGAUGCAACCUUGCUGAUCGCCCUGUGGGUUAUAAGUGUGGGCCUUACACACUUCCCUGA
Molecule: messenger RNA, 354 nt
Organism: Fraxinus pennsylvanica
Lineage: Eukaryota; Viridiplantae; Streptophyta; Magnoliopsida; Lamiales; Oleaceae
Source: the annotation of a GenBank genome assembly